Molecule: messenger RNA, 2451 nt
Organism: Octopus bimaculoides (California two-spot octopus)
Lineage: Eukaryota; Metazoa; Mollusca; Cephalopoda; Octopoda; Octopodidae
Biological process (GO): regulation of transcription by RNA polymerase II
Cellular component (GO): nucleus
Molecular function (GO): DNA-binding transcription factor activity, RNA polymerase II-specific; sequence-specific DNA binding
Source: RefSeq, a predicted model, not a curated record
GGGGAUGGUGCCGAACCCUGCUGUACUCUUCCACCACAACUUUCUCUCACUCUUGUUGUGCCUGCAAUUCAAAGGGUCAGCCUUGUCACACUGAAUCUCCCCGAGAACUACGUUAAGGGUACACGUGUCUGUGGAGUGCUCAGCCACUUGCACGUUAAUUUCACGAGCAGGCUGUUCCGUUGAUCGGAUCAACUGGAACCCUCGACGUCGUAAGCGACCGAGUGCCAACAAACAACGAUGGAAGAGAAUUAGACUUUGCUGUAAUGUAUUUGAAGCGAGGAAAUACGCAUGCGCAUUGGUCAUACUUCCUACUUCGUGUUCAUAUCUGGUUAAUGUCCCUUUCAUUAAUUUCUCUUCCGCAGCUAAUAAUUCAUUUGUAAUACUUACAAUUUAUCUCUCAACUACCAGAUACACACACAUGUAACAACUCUAUCCUUUAUGAAACAUUUCCAACAUCAGACAACAUUGACGUAACAGAAGAAGCAACCUCAAUGUCUACCAUGUUUGAAAGACAACAGGAAAAUAUACAAAGCAGAUGUAUCAGAUUGCUUCUACUGGUCUGUGAUAGAAUUCUUGUGAAUCAUUUGCUCUGAAAUAAUAUUAUCAACCAAAUUUCUGAACAUUACUGACUGGAGUGUCAAGAAGAGUAGCUUCUGUGUUGAUUAAGUUUGCUAAACAAAGAUAACACUGGACAGAAAUACAACAGUAGAAGUGCAUGUAAGGAAUAAAGUAUAAAAACAAAAGCAAGAAAAAUAUAUAAACUGGGAUUUGAGAAGGAGAAUAAUGGAAGGGAGUGAGAAAACUGUACAAAGGAUUCCUCCUGAACAAUUGGUAAAAGAAAUAAGAUCAUACGAUUGUGAUAUCUGUACAAAGUCAUUCACUAAAAAGAGUAACCUACUUAGACACAAAUGUAUUCAUACAGGAGAGAAGUUAUAUCACUGUGAUAUCUGUGGUAAAUCAUUCUCUCAAAGUAUCCAGUUAGCUGAACACAAACGUAUUCAUACAGGAGAGAAACCAUAUCGUUGUGAUAUCUGUGGUAAAUCAUUCUCUAGAAGUAGUAUUGUUACUGCACACAAACGUACACAUACAGGAGAGAAACCAUAUCACUGUGAUAUCUGUGGUAAAUCAUUCUCUAAUAGUAGUCACUUAACUAAACACAGACUUAUUCAUACGGGAGAGAAACCAUAUCACUGUGAUAUCUGUGGUAAAUCAUUCUCUCAAAAUAGUAGUUUAACGAAACACAAAUAUAUUCAUACAGGAGAGAGACCACAUCACUGUGAUGUCUGUGGUAAAUCAUUCUCUAAUAGUAGUCACUUAACUAAACACAGACUUAUUCAUACGGGAGAGAAACCAUAUCACUGUGAUAUGUGUGGUAAAUCAUUCUCUCAAACUAGUAGCUUAACGAAACACAAACGUAUUCAUACAGGAGAGAAACCGUAUCACUGUGGUAUUUGCAAGAAAUUAUUCUCUGAUAAUAGUGUCUUAACUAUACACAAGCGCAUUCAUACAGGAGAGAAACCAUAUCAUUGUGAUAUUUGUGAUAAAUCAUUUUAUUACAGUAGUCAUCUAACUGCACAUGCACGGACUCAUACAGGAGAGAAGCCAUAUCGUUGUGAAAUCUGUGGUAAAUCAUUCUCUAACAGUAGUAACUUAACGGAACACAAACGUAUUCAUACAGGAGAGAAACCAUAUCAUUGUGAUAUCUGUGGAAAAUCAUUCUCUAAAAGCAGUGCAUUGACUAGACACAAACGUAUUCAUACAGGAGAGAAACCACAUAAGUGUGAUAUUUGUGGAAAAUCAUUCUCUAGAAGUGGUAAUUUAACUACACACAAAUAUAUUCAUACAGUAGAAAAACCAUAUCGCUGUGAUAUCUGUGGUAAAGCAUUCUCUCAAAAUGGUGCCUUAAAGAAACACAAAUGUAUUCAUACAGGAGAGAAACCCUAUCGCUGUGAUAUCUGUGGUAGAUCAUUCUCUCAAAAUGGUAACUUAAAGAAGCACAAAUAUAUUCAUACAGGAGAAAAACCAUAUCGAUGUGAUAUCUGUGGUCAAACAUUCUCUCAAAGUAAUUCGUUAAAGAAACACAAAUAUAUUCAUACAGGAGAAAAACCACAUAACUGUGAUAUUUGUGGAAAAUCAUUCUCUGUAAGUGGUAAUUUAACUACACACAAAUAUAUUCAUACAAGAGAAAAACGAUAUCAUUGUGAUAUCUGUGGUAUAUCAUUCUCUAACAGUAGUAACUUAGCUGAACACAAACGUAUUCGUACAGCAGAGAAACCAUAUGUUUGUGAUAUCUGAUAAAUCAUUCUCUCAAACUUUUGACUUAACAAGACACAAAUGUAUUCAUACAGGGAAGAAAGGAAAAGGGUAGUUCCUAUAGUUUUGUGUUUGCUGUAUAUUUUUAAUAUUCCUCUGUUUUAUGCAAUGGAAAUUAAAUUAUUUCCAAAUCUUUUA